This is a messenger RNA of Spirodela intermedia, 5568 nucleotides long. The record is from the annotation of a GenBank genome assembly. NCBI's taxonomy places the organism in Eukaryota, Viridiplantae, Streptophyta, Magnoliopsida, Alismatales, Araceae.
AUGUAUAGCAACUUCAAGGAGCAGGCGAUCGAGUACGUGAGGCAGGCGGUGCAAGAGGACAAUGCCGGAAACUAUGUGAAAGCUUUCCCGCUGUAUAUGAACGCGCUGGAGUACUUCCGCACCCAUCUCAAGUACGAGAAGAACCCUAAAAUCAAGGAGGCCAUCACCCAAAAGUUCACCGAGUACCUCCGUCGCGCCGAGGAGAUCCGCGCCGUCCUUGACGAGGGUGGCCCUGGCCCCACUUCUAACGGCGGCGCCGCCAUCGCCACCCGUCCGAAGACCAAGCCAAAGGAUGGAGAAGAGGGCGGAGGGGAGGACCCCGAGCAGGCCAAGCUCCGGGCGGGUCUCAACUCGGCCAUCAUCAGGGAGAAGCCUAACGUCAAGUGGAAUGAUGUAGCAGGGCUUGAGAGUGCCAAGCAGGCCCUUCAGGAGGCCGUCAUUCUCCCCGUCAAGUUCCCGCAAUUCUUCACUGGUCCGUAUCAUUUUCUACUUGUGCAUUUUCUUGCUGUUGAUUGCUCCUCGCCAUCUAACCAUGAUGUCAUCCCCACUCUGCAUUCCAGAGUUUUGGCAUAGAACAUAAGUAUUCUCUGUGGAGCUUCCAUCGAGCUUUGUCUUCUUAUGUCAUAGCUCUCUCUAUUAAUCUUCUAUUAGAUUAGUUUUUUCAAAAUACGUGUUAAAAUUUGUGAGAAAAUUAUGUUUUUUUUUUCUUUCUAUGCUGCUUGUCCUCUGCUUCCUUAAUCCAAGAAAUCACUUUCUGACAUCACGUUUGGCAUCUGUGAAUAAGAUUGUCAGAAGUUCACAAACUUGUAUUCCCAAUUUACCAUUCUGUCGAUGAGUAAUAGUUAUCUACAGCUUUAUGUGGGAGCGCUUACCUGUGUAAAGGGAACAAAUGGUGAUGAUAUGAUACUUCCAUGUCAUUUUUUUGGAUAAGGGCCUGUGUGUUAUCCUCUUCUGAAACAAAUGGUGAACUGAUGAAAUGCUUAUCAUCUAAGAAAUAGGCAUCGGUCCUCGUUCAUGAGAACAUUUUUUAGGGUUGUGUCCUAAGACUAUAUUUCAUCAGAAUUUAAUAAUCCUGGACUUGUACUCAAGAAAGUAGUCCAACCAAGGAAAGUAAAAAGGCCUCCUGAGUGGGGAGAACCUAACAAAACCUGUAAACCGUGGCCCUGAACAGAUACAUCCGACAGACUGUGCAGACUACCUCCAAGGACAUACAACUAAACGCCUGAAUUAUGGCCGGUUUGGCAUCUACAUACAACAAGGUUAGAUUAUUAGGCUAAAUCUUCCAGUAAAAAAAUUCAACUGAGCCCUUGAUAAUUUGGAUAAUAAGUUGGGAUAAGAGCUGAAUUGUUUUUGGCCAUAUGACUGCUGGGCUCCAAAAUCACUUUGUCAUAGCCAUUAGGAUUAGGCCAAUGCCAACUUCGUAGCAAGCCACCUAUUCUACCAUCCUCUGUCUUCUCCAUGUCUCUAGCUUAAGUAUCAAGGGGUGCCAUAGUAGAUUGAUUGGAUAUGGACAUAGAAAGUGCAUCUGCACGUGGAUAAAUUUAUUUCCAACUAUUGCUCUAGAUGGUAGCUUACCAUGGGUAAUUUCCCAUAGCAAUAAUAUGGUGUCAAUUCGAAAGCCUCUACAAAACUUUAGACCCUCUGUCGUUGUAAUUUUCCGCAGAAUCUAAGCAAUGAUUUUAUCCCUUGGGUCCCUUCUCCAGUAUCUAGAUUCUUAAUCUGUAAUAUUUAAAUAUUAUUUUCUCGAAAUGUCAGGUGUUUGAUCUGGAUAUAAUUCGGGUGCUCACUUGGGCUGGACGGGUCUGUUUUGGGCUCAAGAUCGCAUAAUAUUUUGAGAAGAAUAAUUUGGGACCUUUGAAGAAACAAAUUUCUUGAUGUUUUCAAAGGAAUUUGCAACUCAAAGGAAGUGAUUUUGUUUUUAAGUAUGGAACAUGAAGAUUUUUGGUUUAAAUAAAAAGUAUUUGGACUGGGCAUUUAAACCAGUUUUUGACACUAAGCUACCAUUAAUUUGGCCAUUAAUUUGGGGGAUUAUGGCAUAAUCUACCAUUUGCUUGGUCAUUGAAUCUGAGUGAUUCUAAAAGUUUCUCAGAGUUACCUGCUAAAGGUUAUAUAACCUAAAUAUUGCUGCUUUUAAUUUUCUAUCCCACUUCCAUAGGUAAGCGGCGACCCUGGAGAGCAUUCCUUUUAUAUGGUCCACCAGGAACUGGAAAAUCAUAUUUGGCUAAGGCUGUCGCUACUGAAGCUGAAUCAACGUUCUUCAGGUACAUUUCAACCUUAGGGUGUGCUUCAGCAAGGCAGUUUUAAUGUGAAUUUUUUUAAAAAAAAUCAGUUUUAAUCAGUUUGUAAAGCUGUUACUGAUUCACAUUGCACAAAUCUCCUUCGGUUUUUGAGUAUCUUCAUGAUAAUUGCACAUGGCAUAACUUGUCUUUCUUCAUGAUCAUUUCCUUCAUCUACUAGUAAUUGUACUUUUGAUAGCGAGAUGAAAAUGCAUCAUAAUGUCUCGAAAAAGUAAUAUUUAACAAAAACAUGUCUUCUUGUGUUUAUUUAUUGCUAAGAAUAAAUCAGAACAUAUUUUUAGCAAGAAACAAGAUGUAACUGUAGAUAAAUAAGGCCAUUAAAUCUAUAGUAGAGGGAAUUCAAGGAGAAUCUUAUCUGGAAUAACCACAAAACUUGUUUUAAAAUUCAGGGAGAUUCCAACCAACAAGGUUGGAAUCUAAAGCCUACCAAGACAUUCAUAAUUCAGUGAAUGUCAAUGUUAUCCGAAACGAUAGUAGAAAGUACAGUCAGAUCCCAUAUGAAACCUUGGCUAUUUAUCAUUGUGUAGAACUUAUUGUUGGUAAAGAUGAUAAAGUGGCAUGAGUUGCAACCACUAUAACUCGAAGUUCGUAAAGUUCGUAGUUCACUAGUAUACCCUUCCUGCAGGCCUUCGUCAUAUAGAUUCACCCUCUUUGUUUUAAAAUUAAUUCGUAAGAUGUCGUUUUUGCUCUAAAUAAGAAAAAAAAUCAUAAGUCAGGGCCCUGUAGGAACGUCUAGCAUGUUAUAUGCUGGCAUGGACGCAUCAAAAUAACGGAACACCCAUUCGCACAUCCUAUGGUGUUGAAUAAACGCGGAUUUCAAGAGUGUACUUAGUGUAAUCUCCUUUUCCUCAUGUUUAAUUGCAGACUGUAUGUUUUCCUCUCAUAUCCUGCAAUUUCUGGUUCUCAUAUCUAAAUUAAUAAAAGAUGAAUCGUGGUUGUCUGUGCAGUAUUUCUUCAUCGGAUCUGGUUUCGAAAUGGAUGGGAGAGAGUGAGAAACUAGUUGCCAACCUGUUCCAGAUGGCCCGUGAAAAUGCCCCUUCCAUCAUUUUUAUUGAUGAAAUAGAUUCCUUAUGUGGUCAGCGUGGUGAAGGCAAUGAAAGUGAAGCUUCUCGACGAAUUAAAACAGAACUCCUCGUACAAAUGCAGGUUGGCGCAAGAGCAUAAUAUUUUAUACGCAAAACAGUGGCUGAGUUGACUUUUCCCUGGCUUUUUUCUCUUUUCCUUGUUUACUGUUCCUGCAACUGCUCUCUCCUUCUUCUCUUCCACUGGUGAGUUGUGUCUCCAGUUAUUGGGAAGGUCGUUGGUUCUUCUGAAACCAAUUCAACCGGGAACCGCAAUUUUAUUUUUUUUCAAAGUUAUUCCAAAAUAUUUGGAAGAAUUACAGUGCCCUGGUUCAAAUCGAUUGUUAAUGAGUGAAGUCCGUAUAUUUGAUGACAGGAUUUAACUCGUCUUAUUCCAUGUGGAAUUAUUUGCUCAUUCAUGUCCAGACCUUUUAUAUUAUGCUUUUUUUUUUAAUUUUUUGUGUAGGGCAGAAAAUGAAAAAGAAGGAGGGGGGAGCGAAAACGAGGUAUAUAGAAACCAGCUUAUACAUGACAAUCAGUGGAUUCUCUGUAAUGCCAGGGGAAGCAUUGAGCUUGAGAACUGGUUUCAACUGAGAAUCCACUGGGACACCUGUAAGAGCGUAAAUGUAUAUUACAUUGCAGCCGAUUUCUCUUCACCAGGCAUUGCUGAAAUGUACUUCUAACGUCUCAUAGUGUGAGGAAUUGGAGCUGAGAAACUGGUGGGGCGUGAGACUUGUUAAGUGAGAUGCUGAAUCCCUCUAAUACAGAUCUCUGUGUCCUCUACCUCGUUAAAUUUCAGAAAAAGAUCAGAAGUUGGGUUCUUAUACAUGAUUGAUUGAAGGACUAGGUUAGUAGUUUUGAUGUCAAGUUACCUUGUGUUUACUGAUUACAGUGAGAUUCAGCUCGGCCUGUGUAGCUCAUGCUUCGUUGACGCCUCCAAGGUGUCUGGCUAUGCCAUUUUCAUUAUAUAUAGUGCACUUUAGUAUAUCAAGUGGAAUGCUUUACACAAUAUUUACUAUGUAUAUAUAUAUAUAUGAGUUUAUAACCCAAUUCCCUGUUAAAAUCCCUCCAUAUCCUAGAUGCAUUUAGAUUCCAUUGGGUCUGCAGUUACCAAUGCAGCUGAAUAUGAGAAGUGUAUAUUUUUUUGGCUUGUUUGGGCAGGCUCAGUUUACCAUAGAGCUUUCCUCUGAAUUUUUUGUUGACUUUAUUUCUACUGUUCUCUCACUACUGAGGCUAGUUAUUCCUGUUGACUUCAGGGAGUAGGAAACAACGACCAGAAGGUUCUUGUGCUCGCAGCUACAAACACCCCAUAUUCUCUUGAUCAGGUUUUCCCUAAACACAUAACCACUGUAGAAUUACAUUUUUUUUCCUAAUUUAGUCUGAUUUUGUUCAUAGGAAAUGUUAAUUUCCCCUUACGAUGAACUCAACUUAUCCACAGGCCAUCCGGCGGCGUUUUGACAAGCGGAUCUACAUUCCCCUCCCUGAUUUAAAGGCCAGGCAGCACAUGUUCAAGGUUGUCUUCGCCUCAGACCUCGUUCUCCUAGGAGGGCUCUUAAGUUUUUUUCCUUUUAUUGGGGAAAUUGUCUCAACCCAUAUAAUCUUCAGGUGCAUCUCGGUGACACUCCUCAUAAUCUAACCGAGAGCGACUUUGAGUACUUGGCUCGCCGAACCGACGGCUUCUCCGGCUCCGACAUAUCCGUCUGCGUAAGCUUCCCCCACCCCCAAUUCCCCUCCUGAUCCAUCCAGCUCUGGCCCAUCCUGUAAAGAUAUGAUCUUUUUGCUAUUUGUGGGGCAGGUCAAGGACGUGCUCUUUGAGCCAGUGAGGAAAACCCAGGAUGCCAUGUUCUUCAUCAAGAACCCUAGCGACAUGUGGGUCCCUUGUGGGCCCAACCACCCUGGGGCCAUCCAAACGACGAUGCAGGAUCUUGCUACCCAGGGCCUGGCCUCCAAGGUAAACCACCUGAAGGAACCCCCCUACCGUGCCUCACCGCCAUCACCACCACUGCGGCUGCCGCCACUACCCAAUCUGCUGUGACUAAUUGGUUCACAUCUCUUCUCUUGUGUGAAAAAUAUUCCUUCUCCAGAUCCUUCCCCCGCCGAUUGCCAGAACAGAUUUCGACAAGGUGCUCGCCAGGCAGAGACCAACAGUGAGCAAGGGCGACCUGGAGGUCCAAGAGAGAUUUACCAAGGAAUUUGGAGAGGAGGGUUGA